This is a messenger RNA of Caenorhabditis briggsae, 1827 nucleotides long. The coding region runs from base 1 to 1827 and encodes 608 amino acids. The record is from RefSeq and is a predicted model, not a curated record. The transcript has 13 exons. NCBI's taxonomy places the organism in Eukaryota, Metazoa, Nematoda, Chromadorea, Rhabditida, Rhabditidae.
AUGUUCGGCUAUGUUGUUGUUAACGAACAAAACUCCAUUGUUUUUCUGGACGGAAAUGACGAAUUUAAGGCGAAUUUCCAAAGUUUGGUCCAUUCGGAAAUUACUAGUAGGAAGGCAGAGCUCGAUUCUGUAUCCAGCGGUGUCGGCAGCUCCACAUGUACAGAAGAGCCAGAAUCGUCUAUGGUGUCUUCAAAGAAACCCAACAACGUUGUCUUUGAUUCUUCUGAAAUUUCACACAUCCUGUUACCCCUUAUUCUACUAUACAGGUCUACAAGCGAGAAGACAAAAGAUCCCAUAGACCAAAUAUCAUCGCCACUUGGCACGAUAUCGAUUUCAAAAUUCUAUCACAACUAUCUGGUCUUGGUGUUUGCCAAUGAUGAUUGUAAACGGCUAGAAGUAUCUCAGACAAUCGAACACACAAUUGCGACACUAUUCGGACCACUGAUAGCAUUUUGUAAUACCGAUCUCACAACUGUGAAAAAGCCAAAAGAGCAUUUAGUGGAGGCGCUAAGCAGGAAACUGGUUAUGAGUUCCAAGUCUUAUGUUGACAUUCGACGCAAGUUGUUCUACUCUGAAAAAAUUUCUAAACUCAAAGAAACAUUUCAAAAGAUUUCUUCGCAAUUAAAUGUAUUUGUUGGCAAUAACAGAUGCCUUCUUUUAUGUCAUGGAGACGUCAUAGCUACGUACAACUCUGUCGAAGGGAAUGACGACGUGCUCCGAGGCUUAAACACAAAUGACUUGCUAAAUAUAGUGUCAAAUACUACCAAAUGUGAUGCAACCAGUCAAAUCGAGCAGUUCUGGCUCCGAUCAACGACGGGCUUGAUACCGUAUUAUGUGAAUGUUAUCAGUGCGAGUGUUUUCAAAAAUACGACAUUAGUAUGUCUAGUGGAAUCGUCGGAAAACACUCUGAUCAGAUAUUUGUAUCUUUUCUCAAAACAACUCGACCAGCUGAGAGUGAGCAAGGACUUGAAUAAAGAUCUCAAAGAAGUUCGAAAAACAAUGAACGAUAUCCACAUUCUGCUUUUGAAUCGUAAGCCGCUCCCCGAGACGUAUUGUGCAGCCUUCAUGAGAAAUCCCUCAAGGGCGUCUUCGUUUUUCAAGUCUAUCUGGAAUCAAAUCGAAUCAGAAGUGCUUCACAUAAACCGAGACUCCGCAACACCAAAACCAAGAUCAGACUCUCGAUUUUCGAUCAGCUCAUGGAGAAGUGCACUUUCCACAAUCUCUAUCAACUCUUCAGUAUUCACGAAAGUGACCAUGGAUGAAAAGAUAAUGACCCAAAAAAUGGACAUUCUUCUCUCCUAUGGAAAAAAACAAAUCAACUCAUUGAUUCAAGAGCUGUGUUCCAUAAGCAUAGUAAAUGCUCGAAUAUCAACACUUCCCCUAUUCAAUCAGUGUUUGGAGAAAAUCGUGAAACCUAAUUCGAUUAAACUCGUAGAAUCGCUAGAAAUAGGUUCCAAAGAUCAAGAGCAAAAGUUAGCAAAGUUUCUAAAGCCAUCCGAAUUUUUCUUAGAGAUGUACGCGUAUAGAAUUCAAUUUGACGAUGUACAAAAGGAAAUAACCUAUAUCGCAGAAGAGUACAAAAACGAUAUCAACUGGGUACGACAACUAAAAAAUUCCAAUCGAUUCAGUUGUGACUUCAUCGGAAAUUCUGGAAGGAAAUUUAUGAUCUAUCACUUUACACAACCGGGUUCAAGUCAGAAAGAUGGGUCUCCAGAAGUUCGAUCUAGUAUCAAAAUGACGGCGAUUUUCCCAGAGUUUAUGAACAAGAAUUUGGCAGACAAGCAGACUAAAAAGUUGUUGGAAUGUGUUCUUAAACAGUUGAAAUAA